This is a messenger RNA of Parastagonospora nodorum SN15, 1692 nucleotides long. RefSeq lists its product as hypothetical. NCBI's taxonomy places the organism in Eukaryota, Fungi, Ascomycota, Dothideomycetes, Pleosporales, Phaeosphaeriaceae. The record is from RefSeq and is a predicted model, not a curated record. The transcript is spliced from 3 exons. Bases 1 to 1692 code for a protein of 563 amino acids.
AUGUUGCGCAUCGCCUUAGCAGCCCUCUCUCUUUACGCUAAUGUCGCGAACUGCUAUGUUGCAACCCGAGCUACCGAUUCCGUCGAUGCUCCUGUAGUUCAAGUCAAGAACGGAUCAUACGAGGGGAUAUACUCUGCUGAGUAUAAGCAAGACUUCUUCCUUGGAGUGCCGUACGCACAACCUCCGGUCGGGGACUUGCGAUUUCGCUCUCCUGUCAGCUUGAACCAGACAUGGACAGGUGUCAAGCCUGCGAAAAAAGACUCCCCAAGAUGCGUGCAGUGGGGCACAGAUGUUAGCAUUGUCUCAGAAGACUGUCUCUACAUAAACAUUGUCCGACCUUCUGGCCUCGACAAGAACGCAUCUAUCCCCGUGAUGAUUUGGAUUCACGGCGGAGGAUUUGUUAGUGGUGCCGGCGUCGAACCUGUGUUCAAUAUGACGUUCCUUGUCCAACAAUCCGUCAAGAUUGGCAAGCCCGUCAUCGGCAUCAACCUCAACUAUCGACUGGGCACCUUUGGAUUCUUGAGUGGAAGCGACGAGGUCAAAGACUUCAACGUGGGCCUCCUUGACCAGCGCAAAGUGCUAGAAUGGGUACAGGAAAAUGUCGCGUCCUUUGGGGGUGAUCCUAAGCGUGUGACGAUCUUUGGCGAAAGCGCUGGUGCUGGUGCUGUCGGCUACCAGCUUAUUGCCCACGGUGGUCGGGAUGAUAAGCUCUUCCGGGGCGCCAUCAUGGAGUCUGGUAAUCCCAUCAAUGUCCAUGGAUCGUCAGACAAGUCAGGGCUUGCGGAUAACUAUAAUGAGCUUAAUCGCCGGACCGGUUGUGAUAAAGCCACCAGCCCGCUGGAGUGCUUGCGAACUCUUCCUUAUCAGCAGCUUUACGACACAAUCAAUCAGUCAGGUAAUUCGAGCGUCAGCCUCUCGGCAUUCGGCCCGGUUAUUGAUGGCGACUUUCUGCGCAAGCCCGGUUCUGUUGCACUUGCGGCUGGCGAGUUCAUCCAUAUCCCAAUCAUGAGCGGUGCCACUUCCGACGAGGGAACUGCGUUUUCCAGUAAGCCAGUAAACACUGAAGAAGAAUUCGAGAAGAUGGUGAUCGACCUGGAACAGGGGAAAAUGUCUGCAGACUUCGCCAAGAAGAUUCUCACUGUAUACCCAGACGACCUAUCAGUCAACGUUGUGCAGAGUCUAGGGAACCAACGGCCAUCCGCCUCGUAUGGCGCUCAAUUCCGUCGAUCAGCAACUUACAUCGGCGAUCUCUACAUCAUCGCGUCGCGUCGCAAGACGUGUGAAACCUGGGCCGCCAACAACCUCCCAGUAUACAGCUACCGCUUCGAUGUCUUGCCAGACGGCGCCAAUGUGGACAUGGCCAUUACCCAUUUCGCCGAAGUCUCCUUCGUGUUCAACAACUACCUCGGUAUCGGAUACGAUACUAAGCCCUUUAGCUCGGAGCCCAUGACCGCGGUGGCGAAUUUCAUGACCAACAGCUGGCUCAGUUACGUGUAUCACCUGGAUCCUAAUGAGUGGAGGAAGACUGUCGCGUGGAGUGGGCUCGAGCCUGAAUGGCCAGUGUACAACUCGAGCAACCCUACAAACUUUGUGUUCGAUUCGAACAGGACGAGUUAUCUUGAGCCGGACGUGUUCAGGAAAGAGGCUAUCCAGCUUAUCAACGACAACUCUUUGUCAGUUUACGGGCGUUAA